AUGGACCAGUACAGCCAACAGCACGUCUUGCUGCGCACCGGCUCCUUCACGGGCUUCCGGCCGUCACAGGAGCUCGGAAGCAGCUAUCUCGCCGCAUCCUCGUCGUUCGAGCAGCCCCUGUGCGGCAACGCCGAAGGAUGGGGUCCACUGAGCCCCUUUCGCUACGACUUUACGCCCUGCUUCAUUGACGUCUGGGUCGCCACCGUGUCCGUGUAUGCCCUCGUCUUUGGUCCACUUGCCAUCUGGUGGCUGCUCGCCAAGAAGCCUCUCCAGGAGGGCGCCUCCAAGAACGUCCACUUCUGGACCAAGCAGACUCUUCUCGCAGCACUCAUCGCCGACGUGGGCGUCCAGCUCGCCUUCCAGAUAGUUAGCUACCCGCGCAUAUGGUAUGGCGAUUUCCGGACUUGGACCUCCGUCCUCGCCAUCCUCUCCCUCCUGGUCAUCUUCUCAAUCCAGUGGAUUGAGCACUCGCGCCUCAGGCACGCCAAUGGUGUGGUGCUCUUUUACUGGCUGCUCCUCAUCAUCUCACUCGCAGUCAAGCUGCGCUCCCUCGUCUCGCAGCAAAUCUACGACACGAAUCUGCCAUACUUCAUUACCUACUGUGUCGGCUUCGGGCUAGCCGUAGCCGUGUUUGCCGUUGAAUGGCUGUGGCCGCGAAACACCGCUCCAAGUGGCUACGAGGCCAUCACUGAAGAUGACGAAUGCCCCGUAGAGUACGCCACCGUCUUUUCCAAGCUCACCUUUUCGUGGAUGACGCCGAUGAUGAGGUAUGGGUACAAGGUCUUUCUCACCGAGAGCGACCUCUGGGGGCUGGCCAAGCCGGACCAGACCAAGAACACGGGAGAGGCCUUUGACCAGGCUUGGCAGCACGAGCUCAAGUCCCGCAAAAAGGGGCCGUCUCUAUGGCUCGCCCUCUUUAGAGCGUAUGGUGGUCCUUAUAUGAUUGGUGCCGUCUUCAAAGCUGGCAACGAUAUCGCGCAGUACAUACAGCCCCAGCUCCUGCGCUUCCUCAUUGACUUUGUGGCCUCGUACGGCCCGAAUCGAGACCCGCAGCCCGUCAUCAAGGGCGCCUCUAUCGCACUGGCCAUGUUUGCCUGUGCCGUCUUUCAAACCACCAUGGUGCACCAAUAUUUCCAGCUUUCCUUUGAGACUGGAAUGCGGAUCAAGGGCGGCCUGGCUUCGAGCAUUUACAGAAAGUCGCUCAGGCUCUCUAGUGAGGGUCGGGCGUCCAAGACGACGGGUGACAUCGUCAACUACAUGGCGGUGGAUGCCCAGCGCCUCCAGGAUCUCACCCAGUUUGCGCAACAGGCCUGGUCAGCCCCUUUCCAGAUCAUCAUCUGCAUGGUCUCGCUCUACAACCUUGUGGGGUGGUCCAUGAUGGCCGGCAUCGUUGUCAUGAUCGUCAUGAUGCCUGUUCAGGGCUUUGUCGCAAGAAUCAUGAAGAAUCUGCAAAAGGAUCAGAUGAAGAACAAGGACGCAAGGAGCAGGCUGAUCAACGAGAUCAUCACCAACAUGAAGAGCAUUAAGCUGUACGCCUGGGGCUCUGCCUUCAUGAACAAACUCAACUAUGUCCGGAACGAGCAGGAACUCAAGAAUCUCCGCAAGAUUGGCGCCACGCAAGCCUUUGCCAACUUCACGUGGAACACGGCCCCGUUCUUCGUGUCCUGCUCGACCUUUGGCGUUUUCGUGCUCACUCAGAAUCGCCCCUUAACCACGGAUAUCGUCUUCCCGGCUCUCGCGCUCUUUAACCUCCUGACCUUUCCCCUUGCGGUCCUGCCCAUGGUCAUCACCUCGAUUGUCGAGGCUUCGGUUGCCGUUGGUCGGCUGACUGCUUUCCUCACUGCGGAGGAGCUCCAGCCCGACGCCAUCACGGUCAAGCCAGCGCCCGAAGAACUCGGCGAGGAAUCUGUUAUUGUCCGCGACGCCACUCUAUCCUGGAACCGCCACGAGGACAAGAACACGCUCAAGCGCAUCAACUUCACGGCUUACAAGGGAGAGCUGUCUUGCAUCGUUGGUAGGGUUGGCUCCGGCAAAUCCUCUUUCCUCCAGGGCAUUCUCGGAGACCUGUACAAGGUCAGCGGAAGCGUCGAAGUGAGGGGAACGGUCGCGUAUGCCUCUCAGCAGACCUGGGUCCUGAACGCCACCGUCAAAGAGAACAUUGUGUUUGGGUACCGCUACGAUUCCGAGUUUUACGAGAAGACCGUCAAGGCCUGCGCCCUGUUGGACGACUUUGCCCAGCUUCCCGAUGGCGACGAGACUGUCGUCGGAGAGCGCGGCAUCUCGCUCAGCGGCGGACAGAAGGCUCGUGUGGCGUUGGCUCGUGCCGUUUAUGCCCGCGCGGACAUCUAUCUCCUCGACGACGUCUUGUCUGCGGUCGACUCUCACGUCGGCAGGCACAUCAUCGACAAUGUUCUUGGUCCCCGGGGCUUGCUCUCCUCCAAGACGCGGAUUCUGGCAACCAACGCCAUUACAGUUCUGCGCCAAGCCAGCUUCGUCACUCUUCUCAAAGAGGGUGAAAUCAUGGAGAAGGGCACAUACAGCCAGCUUGCCUCGAGCAAGGGCAUGGUGGCCGAGCUGCUCAAGACGGCAGGUCAGGAAUCGAGCGGCAGCGGAUCCAGCGGCCCCAGCUCGCCGCCUAGCGAAACCUCGACUGUCAUUGAAGCCGAGGUUGGCCAGAACAAGGAGGAGAUGGAGGAGGCCCUCGACAUGGCAACUCUGCGGCGUGCAAGCACGGCCAGCUUCAGAGGUCCCCGGGGCAAGCUCACAGACGAAGAAGUCGCCGGAGGAUCGCGGACCCGGCAAGCCAAGGAAUUUGUCGAGCAGGGCAAGGUCAAGUGGUCGGUGUACGGCGAAUAUGCCCGAGAGAACAGCUUAGUGGCCGUGGCCAUCUACAUCCUGGCGUUGCUCGCUUCGCAAACUGCAAACAUUGGGGGCUCCGUGUGGCUGAAAGAAUGGUCGGAGAGGAACCAGUUGACGGGCUCAAACGACAGCAUCGGAAAGUACAUUGGCAUCUACUUUGCGUUUGGCAUUGGCUCCUCGGCCCUGACCGUCGUCCAAACACUGAUCCUGUGGAUCUUUUGCUCCAUCGAGGCAUCGCGGAAGCUUCAUGAGCGGAUGGCCAACGCCAUCUUCAGGUCACCCAUGUCGUUCUUCGAUACUACGCCUACGGGGAGGAUCCUGAAUCGAUUUUCAAGUGACAUUUACCGCGUCGACGAGGUCUUGGCUCGCACCUUUAACAUGCUUUUCGUCAAUGUGGCCAAGUCUGGCUUCACUCUGGUCGUCAUCUCCGUGUCCACGCCGGCGUUUGUCGCCCUGAUCAUCCCGCUCAGCCUCACCUACUACUUCAUCCAGCGGUACUACCUCCGGACAUCGCGUGAGCUCAAGAGGCUGGACAGCGUCAGCCGCAGUCCCAUCUACGCACACUUCCAGGAAUCCCUCGGCGGCGUCACUACCAUCCGGGCCUACCGGCAACAACAGAGAUUUGAGCUCGAGAACGAGUGGCGGGUCGACGCCAAUCUCCGCGCGUACUAUCCUUCCAUCAGCGCGAACCGCUGGCUGGCUGUCCGUCUCGAGUUUAUCGGAGCCGUUGUCAUUCUGGCAGCGGCCGGCUUUGCCAUCAUCUCGGUGGCGAACCACAGCGGCUUGAGCCCUGGCCUCGUCGGUCUCGCCAUGUCAUACGCGCUCCAGAUUACGACGUCGCUCAACUGGAUCGUGCGUCAGACUGUCGAAGUCGAAACGAACAUUGUGUCCGUGGAACGAGUGCUCGAAUACGCCAGACUGCCCAGCGAGGCGCCCGAGAUCAUCCCGGGCAAGCGACCGCCGGUGGCCUGGCCGGCAAAGGGAGAGGUGGCCUUCAAAAACUACAGCACGCGGUACCGCGAGGGGCUGGAUCUCGUGCUGAAGAACAUCAACCUCGACAUCAAAUCUCAUGAGAAGAUUGGAGUUGUCGGUCGAACCGGGGCUGGCAAGUCGUCGCUCACCCUUGCCUUGUUCCGGCUGAUUGAGCCGGUGACGGGCCACAUCGACAUUGACAACCUCAACGCGUCGUCGAUUGGGCUGCUGGAUCUCCGACGUCGACUCGCCAUCAUCCCUCAAGAUGCGGCUCUCUUUGAGGGAACAGUACGAGACAACCUCGACCCUGGCCAUGUGCAUGACGAUACCGAGCUCUGGAGCGUUCUUGACCAUGCCCGCCUGAAGUCUCACGUCGCCAGCAUGGAGGGCGGACUAGAGGCGAAGAUCAACGAAGGGGGCUCAAACCUCUCCCAGGGCCAACGCCAGCUGGUGUCGCUUGCGCGCGCCAUGCUGACCCCGACCAAUAUCCUGGUGCUGGACGAGGCGACGGCGGCCGUCGACGUGGAGACGGACGCCAUGCUGCAGGCAACGCUCCGGUCUCCGCUCUUUGCCAACCGCACCAUCAUCACGGUCGCGCACCGGCUCAACACCAUCCUCGAUAGCGACCGCGUAGUCGUGCUAGACAAGGGCGAGGUGGUGGAGUUUGACACGCCUGCCGAGCUGAACAAGAAGCAGGGCGUUUUUUACGGGCUGAUGAAGCAAGCGGGUCUGGAGCUCGAGUAA
Hirsutella rhossiliensis is the source of this 4575-nucleotide messenger RNA. Its product is annotated as ABC transporter transmembrane domain-containing protein. Bases 1 to 4575 code for a protein of 1524 amino acids. Gene Ontology annotation, biological process: transmembrane transport. NCBI's taxonomy places the organism in Eukaryota, Fungi, Ascomycota, Sordariomycetes, Hypocreales, Ophiocordycipitaceae. The transcript has 10 exons. Gene Ontology annotation, cellular component: membrane. Gene Ontology annotation, molecular function: ABC-type transporter activity; ATP binding; ATP hydrolysis activity. The record is from RefSeq and is a predicted model, not a curated record.